Messenger RNA from Vespula vulgaris, 8768 nucleotides. RefSeq lists its product as uncharacterized. Gene Ontology annotation, biological process: ionotropic glutamate receptor signaling pathway; modulation of chemical synaptic transmission; synaptic transmission, glutamatergic. Lineage: Eukaryota; Metazoa; Arthropoda; Insecta; Hymenoptera; Vespidae. Gene Ontology annotation, molecular function: transmitter-gated monoatomic ion channel activity involved in regulation of postsynaptic membrane potential; NMDA glutamate receptor activity. Gene Ontology annotation, cellular component: postsynaptic membrane; plasma membrane. The record is from RefSeq and is a predicted model, not a curated record. Bases 355 to 4431 code for a protein of 1358 amino acids. The transcript has 8 exons.
CGUGUGCACUAGAGGGGUGUAGAAGUGCUUGCGUGCGCUAUAGGGUCGCAAUUUAAAGGGAGGGGCUGCUCGAAAAUGGCUGAUACGCACAGGGUAGGAUAUCCGGAAGAGAGAAAGUGACGGUUCCUGUCUUCCAUACUGACCAAUUGAGAUUCUUUUAUGACGUUUGAUGCAAAUAUAGUUAAUUAAUAAUUAUUAUGAGGCGUUUACGAAACAAUCUUCGUGUACUUCUAAAACCUCCACCAAAAACGGAUACAGAUCUUCCUCCUGAAAGAUUAGAACCUUCUUUUAAUAAUAUGAAUCAAAGAAAUUAAGAAAGCAAAUACACGGAGAAAAAAAAAACACUAGAGGAAGAUGUCUGGGUCCGCUUUAAGAAUUGCAUUUUUCCUUUUCUUGGGAUUUUCAACAAGUUUGUUAAUAUUUAAUAAAGCAGAUGCUACUAAGUCUAUCAGAGCUGUAAAAGCUAGAUUGAAAACAUCUUAUUCAUCAUGGCGUAUACUGGUAUGUCUAACUCAACCACAAACUCUAUAUAAGAUGGACUUUCAAAGAUCAUGGGAAGAAGCCAGAUUAGAAUCAUCAUCUCAGACAGACAUGGAAGUAUCUUAUAUUGAAGCCAGAAUGACGCCACUGACAGAUUCUUUAUCAUAUUCUUUAUCAUUAUUAAAUAAGUUUUGCACAGACAUCGAAGGUGGGAAAACAGUAUUGAGUCUUAUAAUAGGUGGAGGUUCAGCAGCUAGAUUCCUUGUUACAGCUGCUACUGCCUUGAAUCUUCCAGCUUUAUGGUUACCAUUUGCUCAUCGUGAUUUUCUUCGUCAGGGUAAUUAUGGUUCUUUUGAAAGUCGUAUAGGUUCUAGUUCUAAAGAAGUUGGUGCAGCAGCUGCUGCAUUAAUGCACAGAGCUAAUUGGCAUGCAUUUACACUAUUGAUUGAUACAACUUUGCUUCCUGUAUCUCAUCUUCUUCAAACAAAUCAACCAGUAUUAACACCUAGAGUAAUCAUUCAUCUUCCAACGAAUGACAAAACUUUGAUAAUGAGAUUAAGAAGAGUAGCUGCUGAAGGGGGUACUGGUGGAAUCGUAGUGAUGGGUUGUGAUUUAAACAAUGCAAGAAGAAUACUUACAGUGGCUAGUAAAUUUGAAAUGCUUUCAGGAAGAUUUUUGUGGCUCUGGUUAGAUCUUAGAGCGGAAUUAAGACCUAAUGAACCAAAUAUAAUUAGUUCACAUAUCGUUCAUGGUUCAAGAGCAUCAAUUGCAACGAAUGGAAAUUCUUCUCCAUUAGAGAACUUAGAGCGCAAUGUAAAUCUUAUACCAGAAAAUCAGUUACCUUUAAAUUCUUUACCAAGCUUAACAAAUGAUAUACAUAGAUUGCAAGAAUAUAAAUGGCAAAAUGAGAGGACCAUAACUAAACGGGAAGAAAAAACAUUUAAUUUUGAUGAUGAAGAAGUUAGAAUAAUGGAUAAGGAAUUAAAUUCUAAAAGUUUCAUGCCAGUUGGAAUGCUUGCCUUAAGACCUUCCAGUAUAAGAAUAAUGAGUGGUGAUACCAUAUUAUCUAGAAUAUUAAGAGAAACAUCACAGGCAUUGGAUGAAACACUCUCAGAAACAAAAACAAAGAUGAAUCGUCUUAGAGAAUCUCAAUUAAAAGAACAUUUUAUCCCAGAAUGUUUUCCACAUCCAAAUGCUAAAUUUUUAACAAGUGAAGUGAGAGAAAAUUUUUCUAGAAUAUUAACACAUAAAUUAAGAAAGUCAAUGGGUCAAAUCUCUAAAGAUAAGGCAGAAUUUCAGUUAUUAAAUUUGCAAGCAGUGAGAUUUCCUGGAAAUAAGACUCAAUUAAGAUGGACCAAAGUGGGUACUAUCAAAGGAGGAAAGGAAGUUCGUCUUGAUACAAUAAUUUGGCCAGGUGGUGGUAUUGUUCCAGCCUAUCUUGAACAAGGAGGAGAAAGUAUUGGAAUGCCAGUGUAUCGCAUAGUAACUGCACUAGCAUCGCCAUUUACGAUGGCUACGAAGUUACAAGAAGGACUUUGUUUAAGAGGAUUAAUUUGUCGUCAUGGAAAUACCAUUAUGUGUUGUUAUGGAUUAAGCAUAGAUUUGAUGUCCUUAGUCGCACGUGAAUUGGGAUUUCGUUUUGAUUUAUAUGUUGCUCAAGAUGGCUUAUUUGGAAAAAGGAAUGGCAGAAGUGGUACAUGGAAUGGUAUAAUGGGAGAAUUAGUUUCUGGACGUGCACAAUUGGCUUUUGCAGCAAUGAGUGUAUCUGCUCAUAGAGCAGAAGCAGUAGAUUUUACUACACCAUAUUUUUUUAGUGGAGUUAGUUUCCUUACAGCCCCAAAAUUAAAAUCAGAGAUACCUUUAUUCGCAUUCCUUUUUCCAUUUAGUACAGAAUUAUGGAUUGCCGUAUUCACUUCACUGAACUUUACUGCAAUAGCAGUAGCAAUCUAUGAGUGGUUAAGUCCAUUUGGUCUUAAUCCAUGGGGUAGACAACGAAGUAAAAAUUUUUCAAUAGCUUCUGCUCUUUGGGUAAUGUGGGGACUUUUAUGUGGUCAUCUGGUAGCUUUCAAAGCUCCAAAAUCGUGGCCUAAUAAGUUUUUGAUCAAUAUUUGGGGAGGAUUUUCUGUCAUCUUUGUAGCUUCAUACACAGCUAAUAUAGCUGCUCUUAUCGCAGGCCUUUUCUUUCAUUCUGCGGUCAGCAAUUAUCAUGAUAAAAGUUUAUUAUCACAGAGAGUAGGUGCACCAAGAGCAUCUGCGGCUGAAUAUUAUGUACAAAGAGCAAAUCCUCAAUUAUGGUCACAUAUGGCGCGUUAUUCAUUAUCAGAUGUUGCUGAAGGUGUUGAAAAAUUAAGGAAUGAUAGUUUAGAUAUACUCAUUGCAGACACACCUAUUUUGGAUUAUUAUCGUGCAACUGAUGAUGGUUGCCGUUUGCAAAAAAUUGGUGACACUAUUAAUGAAGAUACAUAUGCUGUUGCUCUUACAAAGGGCCAUCCUCUUAAGGAGAGCAUUUCGAAAGUUAUAGCAAAUUAUACUAGCAAUGGAUUAUUAGAUAUUUUACAAGAAAAAUGGUACGGUGGAUUACCUUGCAUUCACGGUCGGGAAGGUAUGGAUACAGGCCUAGAACCUGAACAAGGUGGCCAGCCUCGACCAUUAGGCGUGGCUUCUGUAGCUGGUGUAUUUUGUCUUCUGGGGAUGGGUGUUGUAUUAGGAGCUAUUAUUCUUGCUGGAGAACAUCUAUUCUAUAAAUAUACAUUACCAAGGCUAAGGCAUAGAUCAGAAGAUUCUAUUUGGCGUAGUCGUAACGUAAUGUUCUUUUCGCAAAAACUGUACAGAUUUAUUAAUUGUGUAGAGUUGGUUUCCCCACAUCAUGCUGCAAGAGAAUUAGUACAUACUGUUAGACAAGGACAAAUUGCUUCUCUUUUUCAAAAAAGUGUGAAACGAAAGGAACACGAACAACGUAGACGGCGUAAAAGUAAGGCUCAGUUCUUUGAAAUGAUACAAGAGAUACGAAGAGUACAACAAGAAGAAAAAAUAGAAAUUGUACACGAAGAACCAGAAACAGUAAAAGUAGUGAAAGAAGAAAAAGUAAUAAAAGGAAAAGAAAGAAGUAGAAGUAAAAGUCCUUUGAUGCGUAGUCCUAGGAGAUCAGAAAAAAGUAAAAGUUCUACCAAUUUGUAUAGUUCUCAGCUUGGGUUAUCUCCUGUCAAUCUCGAAACGAUGAUGAAACCAAGAGAAUUUACUCUCAGUAGUACUAAUCUCAGAGCUAGAAGUCCAUUGGAAACCGUAGGUCGUAGAUUGAGCCAUGGUGACGGUGGUUCUCCACCACCACACCUUGGAUCUCAUUUUGGUGGUAGUGCAACAUUAAGACCCUUGAUGUCAACAAAAAGUGACUCAGCCAGUGGUGGUACUUCUUCUAUGAAAGGUGAAUCUGCAGGUGGAAUACCAACGCCCAAGUAUUCUCGAAGUCCAGCAAAACGGGGUCAAUCUUUUCCAGUAUUUGCUACUCUGAGACCACCGCAUUCAUCUAGUCAUCAUACCUCGAAAGGUGCUGCACUGUUAUCACCAAAUAGCGAAUUAACAUCUGCUAUAGGACGUAAAUUAUCUCGUGAAUGGGGUUCUGGAACUAUGGAUGUAACAAGAUCGUCAGAAGCUAUAAGUGGUGGUUCAACAUACACAUUAAAUCAGGAAACAACGCUAUCCAUUGAAUGUCCAGAAGAUGAUAAUAAAGGUCAGGAAGAAGUUUUACCUAUUAAGAAACCUAUACGCCGCGCUAGAAGUCAUGAAAAUCGAGAUAGUGGCAAAUUAAUGGUAGAUUUGCCAUCACCAAGAUUAAUUGCUCAACCUAUAGUGGGUGGUCGAUCGGUAAGCGAACGAACCAAAAAACAACUUGAAUCAGAACUGAAAGCGAUUUUAAGUGCCAGAGCUCAUCACCGCGAUUUACAUCCUCCUUGAUAGAUUGAAAUUUAAUGGUAAGAGAUUUUGAAAGCACCAAGCUUUGAAGAUCGUUGCCUCUGAGGGGCAUUGAUUGAUUUAAGCAAUAUCAGAUUUAUAGGUCAAUUUAUAGAAGAAUCUGCCAGUUUACAGGAGGACUAAAAAGUAGGCCGUGUCAGGAGUCGCAUAACAAAGCAAAAUUUGCAAACAAAGAAAUUUCUUUGUUUGUCUAUACCUUGUUAUGUAUAUUGAUAAUAUGAUAUAACUGAUAAAAAGUGCUAUAAACUUGAGUAGAAACGUCUUAAUAAGUAGUAUGUACACAAACAUUACAAUAUUUUCUUGUUGGCAUUUUAACUCUACAUUAACCGUCACCCUGGUUGAGUCUCUCUUUUAAUUGCAAUGGUAUUGGAUAUUGUGCUUUACAGUAUUUCUCAACUAAUAUUCCAUGUGCAGUGGCAAUAUAAAGAAAAACAAAAUUUCAUUCAAUAGUAAUAUAGUAAUCAUAAUUCCAAUAAUAUUAAUAAUAAAUAAUAUAUGAUGAUAAAAAUUAUAUGGUUUUAAUGCAGCAUGUUUAAUCUUAGAAUAAAAUCCAAGUUGCAAAAGUUAUCCAAUAAUUUCAAUUUUAUUGGAAUAAUGUAAAAAUUUUUAGAUUAAUAAUAAACAUUUAUAGAAGUUGAGAAACACUGUCCCAUUGAAUUUUGCUGAAUUGGAUUGCAUACUGCCACCUUAAUAAUUCUUGUGAUUGAAGAAAGGAGAGACUCACUUAAUGGACUGCCGGCGUAGAAUGACCACUUACUAAAAUAUAUGAUCAAUCUUACAAUCAUUGCGCUUGUUGAUUAUAAAAAUCAAGGGCUAAUGAGACUUUAAUUAAUCAUACAAUCAUCACAUUGUUCAUAAAAAUUAAGUAUCUAAGAAAUCAUUACACCAAAGAUUUUAAAAUCAAGAAAUUUUCACUAGAACUUUACUCUAAUUUUGAGAAGGUAGCAAUGCAACCAACCAGUAGAUUAAUAUUAUAAAGAAAUAUUGUUAAGUGUUUGCUGCAACGAGUCAUAUACUUAUUAUAUAUGUUUUGAUGGAGUAUUAGAAGAAUAUGUAAUAUUUAUUUAAAAAGGAGAAGUUCUAUUGGUACAUGCAUCAUAACAAAUCUGAUAAUAAAAAUUAAAUAAGAUAUAAUUUAUAGUCAACUAGCACAGUGACUUUUUAAAGAAUUUACUCCAGGUCAAAAAAAAGAUAUAAAUCAAUAAUUUUUAAUAAUAUAAUGAUACACAUAUUCUAUAUUUUAAUUAAUCUUAGUUAAUCUUCUUGUUAUUCUUAGUUAAUAAUUUUUUUUAUUUCGUUUAUAUGUGUAGAUUCUGUUGUAAAUUAUUACUAAUAUGAUACAAUUUGAGAUAUUAUGCACUUAUAUAAAAUAUAAAUCUGAUAUUAAUUUAUUAUGAUGUAGAUUAGGAUAUAUAUGUAUUACAUAAUAUGAGGACCAAAAUACAUAUUUGCAAUAUAAACUGUGUUGUGUGAAAAUAUAUGUAUAUUAAAAAUUCUAUUUCAUACAAUUAUGUUAUAUAUAAUAAGACUUGUGUCUAAUAUAAUCUGUACUUAUUAUCUAUUGUAAAAAAGUAUCUGUGCUAUGACGAUUUUAAUUUUUGGCUAUUUUUUAAUGAAUAUGUAUCUAUUACUUUUAGUAUCACUGAUAUAUGUACCAAUAAGUUCUUCUCUACAGGAAUUGUACAUGAAAUGUAAUUGGAAUUGAGAAACUAUUACACACUAAUGUGUGAAUAUUAUCCUUAUGUAGAUAUCCUUUGAAUCAAAUAAAGGAGACAAAUUUGUUUGCUUCAAUAUUUUAACUUAUUGUUAGAUCUAUAGAGCGUAUGUACGAAAUUAUAUUACAAAAUUAAUUUUAAAAGAUUCAUAAGUGAGGCCUUAGGAGUAGUCGUAUCCGCCCAAUAUUUUACCUAAAUAAUAUAAAAUUUAAAUACUCCAUUACUAAGUAUAUGAAAAUAGAUAUUUAGUUUAAAAGUUCUCGAUUAGAUGUUAUAUUAGAACUAAUUAAAUUCUGGAAAAUUUUAAAUUGUAAGUUAUUACGAUUGUAUGAUGCACGAAUUUUAAUGAAUGGAUAAAAGAAAUGGCUGGUGUUAAACGAAAUUACACCUUAACUUUUAUCAUUAGAUAUUUGGUAGUAGUCGUGUAUAAUUGUUGUAUAUUUUUAUUUAAUUGCAUGUUAAUAAUACACGACUGGAAUGAAUGAAAGUAUGUUCUAAUUGAUCGCAUUAUUUAUUGUUCACAUAAUAUAUUCAUCUAAUAUCCUCUGGACAUUAUUAUAAUGUGUUUAUUUUGUUCAUAUUGUAAUUAAUAGUAAUGAAAUUUCUUUAUACUAAGAAAUGAUAAGAAACUUAAUUUUACAGAGCUUUCAAAAAUAGAAAUUUCAGAAAAAAUAUCUCUACUGACUAAAUUGAAUUACUUCACAUAUAUAAUGUUUAUAUAGUAUUUAACCCAAUUAUAAGCGAUCAAAAAUAUAUAGGGUGCCAAUUUUGAGCUACCCAAGCCUAAAAAAUCAAAGAUAGAUUUAUUAAUUUUAGCUAUAUUUGAUUUAUAAGAGGAUUCUUGACACAAUUUAGCGCGAUAUGCGAUUAAAUGUUCAUUUAUUUAUUUAUUCAUAAUAGAUAUUGUGUAUAACACAUAGUAUAUACAUACAUCUUUUACCGGCUAAUUAAAUAAACUCGCAAUCGCACUAAAUUUUAAAACGAAUUCUCCUUAUCUUUGUGCGCCAACAAGACAUUUUUGAUUUUGAAAAUAUUGCAGAGAUAAGAGUGACAGGUACCUAUUCAAUUGAUAUUUCUUAUAUCGAUAAAGCAUAGAAUUUAUAAUUAAUUGGCAGGAAUGCAGUUGAUAUAUAUGUAUAAUAUUCGAGGGUCGGCCUAUUUAAUGUACAAAAGUGAAAGUACGGUCUUACAAACAUACCCUACAGAAUCUUUUUUCUUUUUAUAGUAUUUGUGUAGUUUUGUAUCUGUUUUGUCUUUCCUGUUUAUAAUUUCAUGUUAUAUAAGGUGUUCUGUAAAAAAUAAAAAAAGAACGAGUACAAGUUAAACUUUAUCUAUUGUUGUAUUAUCUAUUAUUCGGGAAAUUCUAGAUAGGGUUAAUAAAUAGAAAUAAUAGAUAAAAUAUUAAGACAUCAGAAUGAAAAAGAAAAUUCAGUAAUUGUAGAGAAGAAAUAAAAAAAGAUAUAUCUAUUAACGCGGGCAUUAUCUCGACGCACGUGUACGCACAUAUGUAUGUAACAGUUGAAGAACUACGCCAGCAUGAGUAGGCGAUAUCGAGAAUGUUACAACUGUAUCUCUAAUAAUUGUGGUAUUAUAUCCAUUCACUCAUAAAUGGCAAUAAGAUUGUUAUAUUCUACGACGCACUGCCACAUUUUUAAGCAUGUUCAAAUUAUUUUUAAAAUCUUGCCAAAUGAUAAUUAGCAAUCAAUAUUGUGUAACGAAUGGAUGAUUUGUGUGUCAAAUAAUAAAGCGGGAAACACAUGUGAUUGUUAUAACUAAACGAAUGAAAAUUUUCAAUUUAAAAUUACGUUUUCACAAUAUCAUAACUACACUCGAAAUAUCACAUUCAAUAAAUUAGCAAAGUUCUUUUUUGGUUUUUUCUAUAUGAUUUAAUACAUUAUGAAUGUCAAAUCAAGUGUUUCCAAUUGAUAUAAUUGAUUACAACAUUGUAUUGUAACGUAAUACUUUUGCGUUUAAUAUUGUAAAUUUAAUUUUGCAGAUAAAAAUCUUAACAUUAUUUUCGAAUAUUAUUCGUAACAUUAUACUUAUUAAGUUAAAAAUAAUUUAUGAUAUCAAAUUCUUAAUCCGAUUCUUUUAAAAGUAAUGUUAUAAAAUUAAUUUAAACCUAAAUUAAUUUAACAUAGAUUUGCUGUACAAUGUAUCUGUCAUUUUGGAAAAUUUUACGAUUUUCGUCCACGUUUUAUUUGCGAUUUUAUGAAUUUUUAUUGAGAUAACAAAAUAUAUUUAAAUAUAUAUUUAAUAGUAAACUUCGAAUAUAAACGAUUAAAAAUAAAAGAAAAAAAAAUAAUAAAUCAAUUGAUAAUAUUAAAGAUACCUGCCAAUUUAUUAAAAAAAAAAAAAAACAACCGGCAAGAUACAUUGAACGGCAUGAAGUUCCUCUUAUCGACAUUUGACUUGUUGGCGUACUCUGUUAGAUUAAGUUCCGAGUAAAACCUACCUCGUCUCUCUUGUUACGCCUACUAUUAUAUUACUACUACCACUAAAAUACUAAUACUACUACUACUAACAUUACACUACUACUUAUUACAACGCUGUUAUUGUUGACGAGAACUCCAUAUUAUUAAAGAAUAAAUAUAUUGUCUGAAA